Coccidioides posadasii C735 delta SOWgp is the source of this 3465-nucleotide messenger RNA. Its product is annotated as cytosolic leucyl tRNA synthetase, variant 2. Lineage: Eukaryota; Fungi; Ascomycota; Eurotiomycetes; Onygenales; Onygenaceae. The record is from RefSeq and is a predicted model, not a curated record. Gene Ontology annotation, molecular function: aminoacyl-tRNA deacylase activity; leucine-tRNA ligase activity; ATP binding. Gene Ontology annotation, biological process: leucyl-tRNA aminoacylation.
CAAGCAGAUAUUGGAGUCCUUUUCCCUCAGUGCCUCACGAAAAUCCGGUCGUCUUAUACCUCGAUAGCCAUGUCUGCAGCAGUCGCCGCAGCUGCUGCGCUGGACCCCAGCAACAGUACCAAAAAUACUCUUAAACUCGAGAACACUGAGAAAAGAGACACCCUUAUCGCGAUUGAGAAGAAGUACCAGGCGCAAUGGAAAGAAAAGAGGGUAUUCGAGGUCGAUGCGCCCUCGCUUUCCGAAAUUCCCUUCGACUCUAUGUCACCCGCUGAGGUUCGGGCCAAAUAUCCAAAAUUCUUUGGAACAAUGGCCUUUCCGUACAUGAAUGGCUCUCCGCACGCCGGACACAGUUUUACUGCAAGUAAAAUUGAGUUUAUGGCCGGAUUUGCUAGAAUGGAAGGCAAACGAUCUUUGUUUCCUCUCGGUUUCCACUGUACCGGUAUGCCAAUUAAGGCGUGCGCAGAUAAGCUUGUCGAUGAUAUCAAGAAAUUUGGCAAGUAUUUCGAGAAAUAUAACGAAGACUACGAGGAAGCGGAUGCGGCUCCGGCGGCGGCAACAGUUCAGAUUAAAGAAGAUCCUUCAAAAUUUUCGGGAAAGAAGAGCAAGGCCGCAAGCAAAACCGUGAAGUUAAAAUACCAGUUCCAGAUCAUGUUGGCUUUGGGCAUACCGCUUGAAGAGGUCCAUAAGUUCGCCGACCCUGACCACUGGCUUCAGUAUUUCCCACCACUCUGGAUCCGUGAUCUAGACAGCAUGGGAGCGAGAGUCGAUUGGCGAAGACAGUUUGUCACAACCGACAUUAAUCCAUAUUUCGACUCAUUUGUUCGGUGGCAGAUGAAUCGUCUGCAUGAAAUGGGCAAAAUUAUGUAUGGUAACCGAUACACAAUCUAUUCUCCAAAAGAUGGACAACCUUGUAUGGAUCACGAUAGAAAUGAGGGUGAAGGAGUUGGGCCGCAGGAAUAUACUGCAUUGAAAUUGAAAGUUAAAGAAUGGUCCCCAAAAGCGAAAGAGAUUCUACAAGGGAAGAUUGAAAGCGACGCAAAUGUGUACUUUGUGCCUGCUACGAUGCGUCCCGAGACAAUGUACGGUCAGACCUGCUGCUAUGUCGGACCAUCGCUCAAUUAUGGUGUCUUUAAAGUGAAAGAUAAGGAGUACUAUGUGGUGACAAAACGUGGCGCUUGGAAUAUGGCUUUCCAAGGAACCUUUUUCGAAAUGGAUCAAUUUCCGCGGGACCAGAGCGAGCUUCCUCUUGUUGCUGAAGCACCUGGGUCCACCUUUGUUGGCACAUUGGUAAACGCCCCGUUGUCCGUGCACAAGGAAGGUGUUAGAAUCUUGCCUAUGGAAACUGUCUCCGCCAGCAAAGGAACCGGUGUCGUGACUUCAGUCCCGUCAGACAGCCCUGACGAUUUUGCCACCGUUUCUGAUCUCGCCAAGAAAGCGGACUACUAUGGCAUCAAAAAGGAAUGGGCGGAAUUAGAGAUUAUUCCUAUAAUUGAGACACCAACAUAUGGAAACCUCACCGCGCCAACCUUGGUGAAGAAGUUGAAAAUUAACUCUCCAAAAGAUACCACACAGCUUACCCAAGCCAAGGAAUUGGCUUAUAACGAGGGCUUUUACAAGGGGACAAUGCUUGUGGGUGACUUCAAGGGCGAGCCUGUUCAAUCCGCGAAGGAGAAAGUCCGAAAGCAGCUCAUUGAAAGCGGUGAUGCGUUCGCAUAUGCCGACCCGAUGGGUAAAGUUGUGAGCCGAAGUGGCGACGACUGCGUGGUGGCAUACCUUGGUCAAUGGUUCAUGAAUUAUGGUCCAAAUGAUCCUCAAUGGCUUCGUGACACCCAAAAUUACGUUGCGAACAGUCUCAACACUUAUCUUCCAGAGACUCGACACGGAUUCGAAAAGAAUCUUGAGUGGCUCAAUCGCUGGGCUUGCGCGAGAACUUAUGGCCUCGGCUCUAAGCUGCCGUGGGAUCCGCAAUUCCUCGUGGAAAGUUUGAGUGAUAGUACCAUCUAUCAGGCAUAUUAUACUAUUUCCCACUUACUCCAGAAGGACAGAUAUGGCAACGAGUCUGGCUCUCUUGGGAUUAAGCCAGAACAACUAACGGACGAUGCAUGGGACUAUAUCUUCUGCCGUAGAGACUUGGACGAUAAUCUUAUCCAGAACACCGGCAUUAGCAAGGAGGCAUACUUAACCAUUCGAAGAGAGUUCGAGUAUUGGUAUCCUCUUGACGUUCGAGUUUCGGGCAAAGAUUUGAUUCAGAACCAUCUUACUUUCUGGCUUUAUGUUCACAUCGCUCUGUUCCCUGAAGAAUACUGGCCACGGUCAGUUAGAGCCAAUGGUCACUUACUCCUGAAUGGCGAAAAGAUGAGCAAGAGUACUGGAAAUUUCUUGACUUUAAGAGAUGCUGUGGAUAAGUACGGUGCGGAUGCCACCCGUAUUGCCUUUGCUGAUGCUGGUGAUGGCAUUGAAGAUGCAAAUUUCGAGGAGUCUGUUGCCAACAGUAACAUUCUGCGGCUACACACACUCAAAGAAUGGGUCGAAGACAUCAUUAAAGAUAAUAGUUUGCGUACAGGGCCAGCCGAUGCUUUCGUUGAUAAACUGUUUAACAACGAGAUGAAUGUGUUGGUUCACGACGCGAGGAAGCAUUAUUCCGAUACAAAUUUCAAACUGGCUCUCAAAUCUGCUCUUUAUGAAUUCACUAGCGCUAGAGACUUCUACCGCGAACAAGCUUCAGCAGCCGGCAUUGGAAUGCAUCGCGACGUUAUUCUUCGAUACAUUGAGCUCCAGGCGCUCCUGUUAACUCCUAUUGCCCCUCACUGGGCAGAAUAUGUCUGGCUUGAAGUGCUUAAGAAGCCUGAAACCAUUCAAUACGCUCUUUUCCCUGAAGCCCCAGAGCCAGUGCCCGCUCUUUCAGCAGCUAUCGAUUACAUUCGCUCAACAUCCUCCAGUAUCACAUCUUCUGAAGCAGCAUAUGUCAAGAAGAUUUCUAAAGGCAAAGCCGUCACAUUUGACCCCCGGAAACCCAAGAAGAUUACUAUCUUCGUUGCGCAGAAAUUCCCAACGUGGCAAGAAAAGUACAUUGAUCUUGUCCGCGAAGCUUUCGAUGCAGUAAGCAUUUCGAUUAACGACAAGGAACUUAAUGCCAAGGUUGGCAAGUUAGGUGAAAUGAAGAAAGCUAUGCCUUUUGUCCAAGGACUGAAGAGACGCCUAAUUCAAGGCAAAGAGAGCCCUGAAACGGUGUUUAACCGCCAGCUUGCCUUUGAUGAAGCCGAAGUUUUGCGAGACAUGGUUGGGGUUGUGAGGAAGACCACCGGAUGUAAGGUCGUGGAGGUUAUUUCAGUCGAAGAAGGUGGAAAGGUCGGCACUACACUUAAUGGAGAGCAGCGCGAAAACCUACCGCCUGUUGCUGAGAGCGCGGUUCCUGGCCAACCAAGCUUCCAUUUUGAAAAUAUUAACGACGCAGAUGCAGCUUAA